Hermetia illucens (black soldier fly) is the source of this 4405-nucleotide messenger RNA. It is a transcript of the gene Xpc, whose product is annotated as DNA repair protein complementing XP-C cells homolog. Gene Ontology annotation, molecular function: damaged DNA binding; single-stranded DNA binding. Lineage: Eukaryota; Metazoa; Arthropoda; Insecta; Diptera; Stratiomyidae. Gene Ontology annotation, cellular component: nucleus; cytoplasm; nucleotide-excision repair factor 2 complex. The record is from RefSeq and is a predicted model, not a curated record. Gene Ontology annotation, biological process: mismatch repair; nucleotide-excision repair. Bases 272 to 4276 code for a protein of 1334 amino acids. The transcript is spliced from 7 exons.
GCCAUUACCACUUAUACUGACCGGGAAGCGUUGGUUUUGCAUAAUUUUCCGUCAACAACUAAUUUUGAAUGUAAUCUAUAAUACCAGUAUCAUGUCAGUUGAUGUAUUUCGUUUCUGUAAAACUCGGUGUUUGUAGUUUCGCGGUUUGUAAGCAAAUUGAAUUUGUGCCGAAAUCCAAUUGUCAAAAAUUGAAAAUCUUACGGUAGACGGAUCGGUUAAAUUUCACAACAUUGUUUGCUGCCGAAGGAAUCUCAGGAUCGAAUGUUGAAAAAUGUCUAGAAGAAAGAAAGUUGAUUAUGCUGAAGGUGAAAGCAGUGAUGAGGAGGAGGACUUUUCAGCGAGUGAAGAUGAAUGGCAACCAAAUGAAAAGGAUAUAUCCGACGGGGAGAGUGAGGACGAUAAUGAUGAAGACUUCGAUGCGGAUUCAACUGCAAAGUUAGCCAAAAGAAAGUGCUCCUCGAAAAAAAGUACAUCAUCAAGCAGCAGAAAAUCAUCUGGUAAACCUAAGCGAACGACCUCUUCAUUGCGCAGUCGCAUGCUAAAAAAAUACAAGCCCACACCGCAUAUACUUCCCCCCUCGCCUGCAAAGCCUAUUAGUAAGGAUAUAUCGAAAAUACUCGAAUCAUCAAAAUAUCAAGGGAAAAAAUCAAUCACCAGCUCACAAGAAGAUGACGAUUCUGAUGGUAGCGGCGAUGACUAUCUUAUCAAGCCCAAUAAUCUUGACCUGAAAUCCAGUUUCUUUGAUGUGACGCAAAUGUCGAAAACAACAUCAGAGGAUAAAGUACCAGAAUUCGAUUGCAAUGCCGGAAUGAAUCUGAGCGAUUCAGAAGAUGAUGAAGAAGAAAUCAAGCCAACCACAUUGGCAUCACAAAUGAUUGAAGAAGAUGAAGAAGUCAAAACUAAUUCUAAAGGAUCUUCAAGUUUGAUAGCAGGAAUCAAUAAAAACUCGGCUGGUCAAAUAGAUUUCCACAAAUUGAUUCAAUAUAACAGAGAAGCAAAUGAAGCUGAAGAAAAACUGAAAAAUAUCAAAGCUGCCACUUUUAAAAAUGAAGAUAAUUUAAAUGUCUCAAAACUAUUAGCAAUGGGAGAAGGUAGCAGCAGUUCUACAGCUGUAGCACAUUGCAGUCAAAGUACUCAAAAAGGCAAAGGAAAUGUUGCAAAAAAGCGUAAGAGAGCCACCGAUCUAGUUGGAAGUGAUUCAGAUACUGACUGGGAACAAGUACAAGAUCAUUCAACAUUAAUGUCUGAACAGAAGGACAUUCUACAAAUCAAUAUUCCUCUGCCCACCAAGAGUUUGGACGAGAAAAAGAAAAAUACUCGUGAUGUUGAAAUGAUGAUAAAACGAAGGCUAAAUCGCGAUAUUAAAGAGCAACGUGCAUAUCUUCAUAAAGUAAGCCUUCUAUGCCACAUUGCCCAUGGUCUAUAUUGCAAUAGGGUACUAAAUAACCCUUCACUGAUGGCAGCUGCUCUAAAACUACUUCCUAAUAAAAGUUGCUAUCCAGACGGAGCCACGUGUAUAAAGUAUUUCGAAUCCAUUGCAAAGUGGUUUAAACAAGCCAUUCCCAUUAGAAAAAAUCAAAUGUAUUUAGGUACGAACAAACGGCCUAAGUUGGGAGUAUCUCUGGCACUUCAAAUUAAGUACAAAGAAGCACUUUGCAAGAAGGAUUUCGUGUUGAUCUUCAUUAUACUUUUACGUGCUAUGGGGAUACCCUGCAGAUUGGUGAUAAAUCUGACACCAUUUUCAAUACGGCCACCGCAAAGUGAACUUCAUUCGUUAUCCACAAAACCAAAAGAUGCAAAAGUGGAGCAAGAGGAGAAGGUUAAAACAAACCGUAAGGGAACCGAAAAUAAAGAAAUCGAUUCAACAGAGAGCAGCAAGAAGCAUGCAGUUUCUCAUAAAAGGCACGACAAAAAAACUGAAAAGAGUAGUGAGCAUGACCAAAAACCAAAGGCUGAAAAGAGAAAAGAAGAAAAAGCUACUAAAAGGGACGAGAAGGCGGUCAAAAAUAUUAAACAGGCAGAUGAGAAGGAAAAGUCAUCUAAAUCAAAGGAAGACGAUGAAAAGGGCAAAAGGAAAGGCUCGGAGAAGAAAGAACUUCAUAGUGACAAAUCCAAUAAGAAGUCUUCAAAAAACACAGAGAGAAAGAACGAGAAGACGAAAAACGCUAAACCACAGAAGAACAAUGAAACUGAUGGCACGGUACUAACGCUUCCUAAAGAAAUCUCCCAAACCAUAUCAGAAUCUACAGUUGUAUCUAAUUCAAAACAAGUGAGUGGGACAGUUACUACAUCGUUGGGUGCAUGCGCCGAACCAACCAGCAAAACCGAACAAAAUCACCCAGAAAUAUCAAAUAUAACUAAGUCAGCACUCAAGCAGGACUUGAGUGCUGAAAACGUCGAACCAUUAUCAGAGAAACUUGAAAUUGGUUCUGAGAAAAGUUCGACUUUAAGUAAUAACCAAGAGGUUGAUGCUCCUCCGGAAUUGGAGAAAUGUGGUGGUGAGAUGGUGAUGAAUUCCGAUUGUCCAGACGCUCCCGUAUUGUUACCGAUGGUAAAAACUGAAUCUAAUGAAGACUCAAUCACAAUUGGACCGUCGGAAAUUCCAGGCACAGUAGAAGAUACUGUAAAAACUUCAAGUUCACCAUUACCUCUCAUGAAAGAAGAAAUCACUGAAAAUACAAAAACAUCUCUUUCACAAAAGUUGAAGCGCAACGUAAAGAACAAAAAAACAACCGCUACAACCUCAAACGAGGCCAGCGAGGAGCCUGCGGAAAUGGAAACCGAACAUUUCAAAGAACUCCAAAAAAACGUUCCAAAGCGAAAGAAAGCCAACACGAAACAAAACGAUGCUAACGAACUUCCCACUACUACCACGAAAAAACGAGGUGCUAAGGUUGAGUCAAUCUACUUUCAAAUCCCGACAAGGCGCACAACUCGCUCCAGAGCAAAGCAACAAGAACUUGAAGGCACUGAACAGCCUACUAUACCGCAAAUGGAUGGAGCAGAUGAUAAUACCCGUGUCAACUUGAAAAAGCUUAAACCGAAAUCUCGUAGACCAUCAAAUUCAGAUGAUGAUUUUGUUCCGUCACCACCAAAAAAACCUCGUCCUAGCACAGCUCAUACCUCUUCGAAAGGAAGUAGAAGCAAAAAGGAACGACAAGUUCUCUCGAGUAGCAGUGAAGAGGAUGAGAAAAUCAAGAAAAAUAAAAUGGAUAUUUGGGUCGAAGUGUUUUCGGAGAAGGAAGAAAAAUGGGUCCCUAUUAACUUAUUUAAAACACAAGUUGAUAAUCCGGAUGAAUUGAGAAAAUCAGCAACUGCUCCAGUUGCUUAUGUUUUUGCAUGGGAUAACGAUAAUUCAAUGAAAGAUGUCUCUCCACGAUACUGUCCACAUUGGAACACGGCUACUAGGAAGCAACGAGUCGAAAGCGAGUGGUUGAAUAUUGCAAUAAGAAGCUAUACAGGAAGAAAAACGAGCCGAUCAAAAGCCGAGGACAUUGAAUUCCACCGGAUGCAUUUAGAUAAGCCUCUUCCAAGUUCAAUUGCAGAGUACAAAAACCAUCCGUUGUACGCUUUGCAACGUCACCUACUAAAAUUUGAAGCAAUUUAUCCACCAGAUGCAUUGACACUAGGGUUUGUUCGUGGUGAGCCCGUCUACGCUCGAGAUUGUGUUCAUAAUUUGCACUCACGCGAAACCUGGCUUAGAGAAGCUCGCGUUGUAAAACCAGGGGAGAAAGCGUACAAAGUCGUUAAAGCCCGGCCGAAAUGGGAUAAGUUAACUAAUACAGUAGUGACUGAUCUGCCAUUGGAUAUAUUCGGCAAGUGGCAAACAAUGGAAUAUGACCCACCUACUGCCGAAAAUGGUAUUGUACCUCGCAAUGCGUAUGGUAACGUGGAUCUCUUCAAGCCCAGUAUGUUACCUAAGAAGACCGUGCAUUUAGACUUACCCGGGUUAAAUAAGGUCUGCAAGAAAUUGAAAAUUGAUUGCGCGCCUGCCGUGGUUGGCUUUGAUUUUCAUCAAGGCGCUUGUCAUCCUUUGAUUGAGGGAUAUGUUGUUUGUGAAGAAUAUCGAGAUAUUGUUAUUGACGCAUGGAAUCGUGAACAGGAAGAGGCAGAGCGAAAGGAAGAUGAAAAGUAUUAUCAAAGAGUUUAUGGCAAUUGGAAAAAAUUAUAUCGUGGGUUGUUAAUUCGAGAGCGCUUGAAGCGAAAGUACAAUUUUAAAACUUUGAAAAUUGAUGAUGGAAAACCGAAGAAAAAGAAGAAAACCGAAAAUCAUUGAUGUUAAAGAAGAAUCUGUUUGUGAAGAUAUCUGGAAAAGUUAAUUUUUUUUUGUUUAUAUUUUGCUUUGUAUACUCUUUUGUAACCGUUGUAAAGUUAAUAUCUUAAGAUGUUGUUUUUUGUACCCUCA